AUGCUCGAACUGCACAGAGGGAGAGAAGCAGAAGUAUACGGAAGCGAUGCGAGCAGUACGGCGGUCUAUGAAGCAAUCGCAGCGCCGCCGUCGGCCCAGACCGACUGGUUUGACUGCACCGGGGCCACUACGCCGCUGCCAUCCGUGCCUGCAGGACUGUCCACUUUCUUUAUACCUGUAAUCGUAAUCAUGAGGAGUUGGCUCGUGUGCGUGCUUGCGCUAGCGGGGAUGGUAUGCUGCUCAGCGCAACACUUCAACCGCUACGACAACUUCAAUGCCGACUCCAUCAUCCAGAACGACAGGAUCCUCCUGGCUUACUACAAAUGCGUUAUGGACAAGGGACCCUGCACCAAGGAUGGCAAGAACUUCAAACGUGUACUACCAGAAACUUUAUCGACCGCCUGCUCCAAAUGCUCACCUAAGCAGAAGUUAGUUGUUCGCAAAUUACUACUUGGAAUCAGAGUUAAAAGUGAACCACGCUUUCUCGAGCUGCUGGACAAAUAUGACCCACAAAGAGCAAAUAGAGAAGCCCUCUACAGUUUCUUAGUGACUGAUACGCUUCCUGAAGCUUUGGCGACAAGGUGUGCAAAGUGCACAGAAAGACAAAAGCAAAUAGGAAAGCAGUUGGCCAAGGAAGUGAAAAAACGGCAUCCAGAGCUGUGGAAUGAAAUGAUAGCUUUCUAUGAUCCAGAAGGAAAAUACCAAGAUGCCUUCCAAGAUUAUCUCAAGCCUUAAUUACCAGCACGGAUAAUCUUUUUAGACUUAAUUGAAUAAAAUAUAUCGAAAUAUGUAACAGCUAGAUAUCCAAUAUUUGUAAUAAUCAUCACUAGGAACAUUGAUUUUAUGCAUUCAUUUAAAAAUAUAUAUGUAAAGUUUAAAAAUAUUUGUUGUUAAUAGUGUUCAAUGGUUUCCCACUUCAUUUCGUGCAGUAUCUAAAGCUCUUCGAAAUGUUUCGUAACAAACCCAACCUUGCGAAUGAUAUUUCAUGGCUUCUUCCCAAAUUUUGUUAAAACUCUCAUCAGUAAACUGCUCGCCACUCGCCUCAAAUACUCUUCUUACUACAUCUGGUUCCCGUUUAGAGUACAUGUCUCGAUGAUUGACUUGUUGCAUAGUAAAAACACUGGGAUUGAGACAAGAUUUCAUAUCAGAUUCCUGUGGUAAACAAGCUCUGAUAGCUUUACAGCAUUGAUUAGGUGUUUCAGGGUAAUCUAAGUCCAUAUAUCUUCCUGAAGGUAAACCAGCCAUUUUACUGUCAUUUGGAGGUUGUCCUGAUUUUACCAUUUCUGUAUAAGUUGUUCUAAAAUCGAGGCAAUCUUUUGGUAUAUCCGGAAUAUAAGGCAUUUCAGAAGAGGGUUCUCUGUAGUUGAGGACAUGUACAAAUAUUUUAUACUCUAUAUUAGAUCCAUCAAAUGCAUGCCACAUCUCUAACAGUGGUUCUAUUAAAUUAGGAUCGAAUCUUAUAUGCUUGGUUCCACAAUAUUUAUAGACAACUUCUUUAGGUAACCAUCCUUUUUGUUCAUGAUCAUAAUAUUUCAAAUUUAGAUAAAAUGUUUUAAAAAACGUAGGCAAAAAACGUUUUGAUAAUACUUUUCGAAGAGAAUUCAGGUGUUUUAGACAUUGUAGAAAAAACAGUCUGCCGGAAUUUAACUCACAAAAUGUGAGACAUUCGGGAAGAUUAUCUGGCGGUUUCAAUUUUCCAAAUCGGUAGCCUUUGGGAACGUUUUCAAUAUUAUCGUUUGGAGCUAACACUUUACCGACUCUUGGUUGAUUUACAUCUUGGAAGUUUGCUUGUAUUGUAUUAACUAAUGUAUAAUUAGCCGUUCCCAAUUUUACCCUGUCAUCAGUAACGCAACAUCUAGCAUAUGUUCCUCUUUUAUCAACGUGCGUUCGAUAUCCGAAAGUUAAAUCAGGAUUAAAAGGUGGCUUACAAUAGUUGUAACACUUUUGAACACUUGGCUGCUUAUGUGGUGGUGUCAUAUCAGGAUAUGGUACUUUUGGCAUUACUAUAUCAUAAAGACGGCCGUGAAAUGGAGUUUCUUUGCCAAAUGUUGUGCCUUCUAUAUCGAAUCCAUUCGGUAACAUGGGCACUGGAUCUUUUACCAUGCCAAGAGGUUUUUUCCAGUAAGACGCAUAAGGUGUUUCUUUUAAAUCUUCUACCAAAUUCUGGAAUUUGGAUUUAUUAGGAGGAUUAAUAAGAGAUGCAACAUCACCAAAUGGCCCAGCAAAACGCUUAUCUAAAGGUAUAGGUUUUCGAAGAGGUGGUAGCGCUCUUGGAGGUAUCGGUGGAUUGAUAGCAUCACUCAAGAGUGCAUCUACUUCGUCCUUUAGUAGAUAAUGUUCUAAGGAAUCUGCCACUUCAUCAUCAGGUUGAGCUGUUGGUAAACCAGCUGCACAAAUUUUUGGACCCCUUUCAAUAAACAUUCCCAAAUUCCCUUUCCCCCCCGAUGUCGAUCGUUGACAGUCAACAGGCAUGUUAAAUAAAUAUUAGUACAAAAUAAAAAUAUUUUUCAUGAUUUUACCGAGUCCUUGACAUGCAAAAUCAGGAUUUG
Messenger RNA from Chilo suppressalis (striped riceborer), 2549 nucleotides. The record is from the annotation of a GenBank genome assembly. NCBI's taxonomy places the organism in Eukaryota, Metazoa, Arthropoda, Insecta, Lepidoptera, Crambidae.